Messenger RNA from Scophthalmus maximus (turbot), 7683 nucleotides. It is a transcript of the gene mideasb, whose product is annotated as mitotic deacetylase associated SANT domain protein b. The record is from RefSeq and is a predicted model, not a curated record. Gene Ontology annotation, molecular function: transcription corepressor activity. Gene Ontology annotation, cellular component: histone deacetylase complex; transcription regulator complex. NCBI's taxonomy places the organism in Eukaryota, Metazoa, Chordata, Actinopteri, Pleuronectiformes, Scophthalmidae. Bases 878 to 4363 code for a protein of 1161 amino acids. Gene Ontology annotation, biological process: negative regulation of DNA-templated transcription; regulation of transcription by RNA polymerase II. The transcript is spliced from 15 exons.
UCAACCACAGUCGCCGGUACAGUCGACGGCGGCUUCGAUGCAACCGGUCCGUCGAAGAUCCGAAACGCCCGGUGCCGCAGCGUUUGGUUGUCGCCGGCAAAGAGUGUUUAAAAAGUGGAGCUGGGGUUACGCCUUGUGGAAACAUCUGGACAAAAAAAAAAAUUCUAUUGAUUUUCAUUAGUAAGUCGCUGCCGAACGUCAACUUCAGCUGCAGCUGGGGGCAACGUCAGAAAAAACGAACAACAAAACCCAGUGAGAUGAAGGCGUGUGAGCCAUGGAGGGGCAGAGUUUAAUGCUUUGCACGUUAUUUUAAGAGCCAGAGAGAGGGAGAGAGCCAGAGAGAGAGACUACAGCCCUGCACAGUCUGACUGGCACAACAUGCCUCGUCAUGUCCAGUGAAGGAGGGGAGAAGAAGAAGAAAAAAAAGUACCGAUGAGUGAGGUCAGCAGCGUAGCAUGAGUCAACCUCGGGGAUGUAAUGCAUGCAGUCAUCACCACCACCACCACCAUCGUCGUCGUCGCAGGUCGGUAUUGCGCGGGGCCUGCUGUUCGCCGCUGCUGGCCGCGCGGAGCCGCCGAGUUGUGUGCGCGAUCCUGCGGGCUGAGCCGCCGCUUUCAUGACAGGUGUUGCCUGUGAAUGAGGAGAACUCGUGGGCCAUCUUCAGAUCUACUCACCCCCGGGCCGACGACCCCUGGAGGGGUCACGGAGAACUUCAGAGUGGAGGAGAAGAUUAUCUCGGCCGACCUGGCUCCUGCUCACACUGACAGCCUUAUGUUUCUUUGGGUUUCCUUUUUAUUAUUAUUUCUUUUUAUUUCUUUUGGUAAUUGAUAUAUUCAAGUGACAAAAGGUGGAGCGUUAGUAAUCGGCUGGCUUAUUCAUGCCCGACAUGAGUGUACCAGCCCCUCAGAAAUCCAGCGCCAAACGGACGGGCAAGCGCAUCACAUUUUUCAGCGAUCAAAGCGUAGCAAUGAAGGAGCCGUCUCAGCACCCCGAGGGGUCUUAUUAUGUCCAAGGUGCCGCUUCCUCAGACCCGGGACAGAGCGAGGCUGCGAGCACCGUGACCUCCAACCCGGAGGGCCCUCACAUGUACCUCAACUCUGUCAUCUUCAGCCCAGACAAAGGUGACCAGAGCCGGGGUCACUAUCAACAGACUGUCCCGAUGAAGUGGGCCCACCAGGAGCCCAGUCCGCAGCAGCAGCAGCAGCAGCAGCUGCAGCCGCCGUCGCUGUCCCAGCAGCAGAGAGCUGCUUCCUGGACCCCCAUGACUAACUGGGGACAGAACUUUAUAAAUUACAUCGGAGGAGUUAACGUGACGGACUCAAGGACCCAGAAUGCAUUCGCAAAGUCGAUGCAUGAGACUUCUGGGUUGCAGCCGCAUCAACAGCCCACGAACAGAGCGACAGAAAAGCAGCCUCUGGGGGCCACAGAGGCCUACAGGGAUGCCCGGGGCCUGGAGUGGGAGCAGCAGCAGCAGCAGCCGCAGCCGCAGCCGCAGCAGCAGCAGCAGCAACAACAACAACAACAACAACAACAACAACAACAACAACAGCAGCAGCAGCAGCAACAACAGUCCCAGGUCUUUCAGGAAUCCUUAAAACCCGGGGCACUGAACACACAACAGCACAGCACACCGCACCCAGGAGCAAGCUCCGUGUUGCAGCCCUUCCAGUUGGCGUUCGGUCAGCCCAAGCAGCACCUGCCCGCCUACUACCAGUCCUUUCAAGGCAACAGGACGACGCUACCUAACCCGCCGAACUACCCGACGCAGGCAAAGCCCCCGCACCCGUUGCAGCAGCUGCAGAAGCAAGAGCAGAUACAGCGCCAGCAACAUCACAUCAUCCAGCAGCAAAUUCAGCAGCAGCAGCAGCACCAUCAACAACAAAUGCAGCAACAACAAAUCAUUCAGCAUCAACAGCAUGUGCAGCAACAUCUACAGCAGCAGCAGCAGCAGCAGCAACAAAUACAGCACGAGCAGCAGCAACAAAAGAUGCAGCAGCAGCAGCAGCAACAACAACAACAGCAGCAGCAGCAGCAAAUGCAACAGCAGCAGCAGCUCCAUAUUCAGCAGCAAAUGCAACAUCAGCAUUUGCAACAACAAAACCCUCAUGUGCUUGACUAUUACCCUGGUGCACAAAAUGCACAGCCCCUCCCCCAUCCACACCCCGUGGUGGUCCACUCCCAGGAGUCCUCUGCUCCAGCUCCCCCAAAGAUCCAGGAACCAGUCAUCCAGGACAUCACCCCGGAACCCCAGCAGUCGCCGGAUCCCCCCACUCUCCAGUCCGAGACCCUGUCCCAGUCGCAGCCCCCGGCACAGCUUCAGUCCCAGGCGCAGCUUCGCAGGUCGCGGCGGCUCUCCAAGGAAGGAGGGGCGCCGUCCGACAACCCCUUUCUCUGCGCUCCCUCGGACCAGGCGGCCCCGGAGCUGCAGGUCUCCCAGAACGGGGCCCGCGACGUCCAGGCGGCCCCGACGGGCGUCAUCCAGAGCACGCGCAGGAAGCGCAGGGUGUCCCAGGAGGUCAACUUGGAGACCCUUGCGCAGAAGGCCUCGGAGAUGGAGUCUCUGCCAUCACAUGUUGUCAAGGAACCCCGCAGGCCGUGGAGUCCUACCGAAUCGGAGGGGCUGAACGCCAAGCGGCAUCGAGACGACAGCCUUCUGCCGCUCGUCAUCCCCGUGUCUGUCCCGGUGCGGAGGCAGGAACCCUCCUCCCCCGACAGAGAUGAGGCGGCCCUGGCAUCCGGCUGGCCCCCCGGGCCUUCGAACCACCAGGACCUCGGGCGUGCGGACCACCAACCCUCGGUUAUUGUCACGCGGCGACGCUCGCUCAGGAACUCCCUGUCCGAGAGCUCAGAGCAGAAUGGCGGCACAGAGGGGGAGAAGGACGACGAUGGCAAAAAGUCCAAGCGGCGUCCCCGGCCGGAGCCCCUCUUCAUCCCGCCACCUAAACCCGGCUUGUUCAUCGCGCCGCCCGUCUACUCCAGCAUCACGCCGUACCAGAGCCACCUGCGCUCCCCUGUUCGCCUGGCCGACAACCCCCUCACCAUGCCCCCCUACACGCCUCCGCCGAUCCUCAGCCCCGUUCGCGAAGGCUCCGGCCUCUACUUCUCCACCUUCCUGUCGUCGGCCGCGGCAGCAAGCGCCCAGGGCCUGCCCCCUCCGGCGACGCCCAAGUCGGCCACACGCAGCCUGUUGCGUUCAAACAGCUGUGACAUCACACCGCCAGUGCUCACUGCGUUCAGCGACGCCACUCCAGUCAGCAUUGAGCCACGGAUAAACAUUGGGUCGCGGUACCAGGCGGAGGUGCCGGAGCUGAGGCAGCGGUCGGCCGUCGAGCUGGAUCAGCACUGCGCAGAUCUGGUCUGGGCUCCGGUGAAUGAGCUGCAGGAAAAACCUGACUUCCAUGAGAAAGUGGAAGACCUCAUGCACCUGGCCUGCUCCAGUGUUUUGUGUGGAGGAGGCACCAACCAGGAGUUGGCCCACCAUUGUCUGUACGAAUGCAACGGGGACAUAAUGGCCGCUCUGUCGCUGCUGAUGCUGAGGAAUCCCAUUUUCCCCAAGUCUCAUCGUCUGUCCGGCUACCACUACUCAGGAUCCGACAGCUGGACGGCAGCUGAGAGACGCCAGUUCAACAAAGGCAUCACGGCGUACAAGAAGGACUUCUUCAUGGUGCAGAAACAGGUGACCACUAAGACGGUGGCGCAGUGUGUGGAGUUUUACUACACGUACAAGAAACACGUCAAGAUCGGCCGCAACGGGACGCUGGUCUACGGCGAGGCCGAGCCUCUGGACAGCAGGGCGACUGAGGAGGAGACGGACCACAAGGGCUCUCACCGACUGGAGCCACAGCGGGAGGAGGACAGCAGGAAGUGGGAAGGGUCAGCUGACAGGAAGCAGGAUGUCGGCGCCGCCAGGGCGACGCAUGCGCUGCAGGCCAGGGAGAACCCCGGGACCGUCCUGAUCAUGAAAGGGCAGGAGGACCUUCCGCUGUCCCGGGUCGUCCAGCCGCCGCCCCCUGGCUCCAAACCGCGCUACGACGACGGCACGCGGCGGACGAUCCCGACGACGGUCAACAAGGGCCCCGCCGCUCAGGAGGGCGAGUUCCCCUGCAAGAAAUGUGGCAGGAUCUUCUACAAGGUGAAGAGCCGCAGCGCCCACAUGAAGAGUCACGCAGAGCAGGAGAAGAAGGCAGCGGCGCUGCGUCAGAGAGAGGCCGAGGAGCGAGCGGCGGCGGUGGCAAAGGCAGCGGCCGAGGCUGCCGCCCUGGCCGCCCGGCAGCAGAACGGGAUGCGGGGACAGGCGGGCGGGGACAGCACCAACGACGACUCGUCGGACAGGGAGGACGAGGACGACGAGGACUGGCAGUGAGGGCGGAGUUCCCCGCGCACUCUUGACUGUCUGACUGUAGAGUGGCCUGCUUCUCUGGGACGCGAGGAGGAACGCGAGUCCCCUCCUGUGAACUUUAGUAGAUUUUGUGGAACAAGAAGACUUCCGUUGCUUGGCACAUUCAGGGACAGAUGUUACUCCCGUUCGAGAGUGUGUGUGUGUGUGUGUGUGUGUGUGUGUGUGUGUGUGUGUGUGUGUGUGUGUGUGUGUGUGUGUGUGUGUGUGUGUGUGUGUGUGUGUGUGUGUGUGUGUGUGUGUGUGUGUGUGUGUGUGUGUGUGUGUGUGUGUGUGUGUGUCACACCAAUGCCCCUUUACUCUGCUUCAAAAAAGCUUUUCAGGAGUUACCUCUCUUGGUCACAGGGCUCGGUCAAAUCAAAGCCAUGCCGCUCCUCCCGGCGCUGUCCCGCUCUCCACGCCAGGCCCACGGCCUUCCUCAGCACUUUGAGUCUCGCCCCUCUUCGUUUUGUCGGGCGUGGAACUCGUUCGACCGCCCACUUAUGUCUUUCUUUCUUUUUCUUUUUUUUUUUACUCUAUGAGCCACGGCGCGCGCUUGCUUAAGCUGCAUCCCCAACUGUCAUGGCAAGUUUUGACAUUUUGAACUCUGAAAUCUGACAGCUGGAAGCAGCGAGACGAAUCAAAGGAGGCUCUUGCUGUUAGUUUCCCUGCACUAAGACGGACGGACGGAUGGAGAUGGAUGGAUGGACGGACGGACGGACGAAUGGCGAUGAAUGGAUGGAUGGAUGUCAUGUGCAAACUGUUGCCUCUGUUUCGCCGCUCUUCUGCACUCGAGGCUGCCAAAAGCUUUCUCAGACGCAUGACGUGCCCCCGGAUGAGUUUCCCUCCUCUGUUGCGAGUCGUUUCCACUCGGGCUCCAGUUCUGUGAAUCCUCCCUUCAGCCCCCCGUCGUCACUUUCUACAGUUCACAGUUUUGUUCCUUUACGAUUGAUGCCUUGGAUGUUUUUCAUGAUUUUUAUCUUGAGAUGACAAUCAAUUUUACACUGUUUUUGUUGUUGUUGCUGUUCUUGUUUUUAUAUCAAAAUAUAUACAGGCAAACGUUACUUUUUCUGCCUGUGUAGCUAUAUAUUGUUAUCGUUGUUGUUUUUGUGAAUAUUCUCGUUGAUGAUUAUUGAUAUUAUUAUUAUUAUUAUUAUUAUUAUUAUUAUUAUUAUUAUAUCCCGUUUUUGGCUGCAAUUCAAUUGAGCGCUUUUUACCGUACAUGUCCAUAGCUUAUCUUUUUUAAUUUUUUUAAUUUAAACAUAAAAUAAUGCUACUUGCUGCCUGUUUAUAACUGUGAGUUGUUUUUUUUUGAAGCCAGACAUGAAGAAAAGGCAGAAACAUAUGUGCAAUAGAACAAGUGGACCCGCUGUUACCACAGUGUCCCUUCCGCCCCUCUCCCUCCCCCCUCUCUGUGUCACACUUGGGCCCGGCUGCUCCGGAUGCCUCACUGUCAACACUGUAACUGAUCGGAGGCACUGACUCCGCAGGUCUCUAUAGAUACACAUGACAUGGUGGGAAAAGACAACAAACAGCACAAACUAAUAUAAGACCCAUUUCAGACAAAGAGGGGACUUUUUGUUUCUCUUUUUUGAUAAGAAAUAAUCACUAAUACAAUGAUACAAAUUGGCAGUAAGAAAAGCAGAAACUAAUUUGUUGAGGUUUAUUUUUUAUAUCUUCUGCAUCUUCUCCUGUUUACAUCCUCUAAGACUGACACUUACUGUUUUUUUUGUUUUUAGAAGCAGAUAUCAACAUGUAUAACAUUCCUCAAAGGGUGUAAAUUUUGUCAGUAGAUUAUUUAUUGUCAUUAACAAAAAGGGAUUAAGAAAGCGAGAAAGAAGCGCUCUUUACUGAAAACCACACUUAAAUUCAAAUGUCACAGGCUUUUCACGGACGCAUAACUUUUCCUCGUAGGCGUAAACAUUCUUGACCCUGAGAAAACUUUGACCAUUUUUUUUUUCAGGGGAUUCAGAAUAAGACUUACAUUUUCUAAAUGUCAACAUCUACUGUAUCAACAUAUGGUAUAAACUGUAUGUUCUCUACUCACUUAAUACAGACUGUUAAUCAUUGUUAAAAAAAAAAAACAGAAACUGAUACAAACAGGCACUAACAAAAACGUAAGUAAACUAUACAUAUUUGACCGUAUAUUUUGUAUGCUCAGACUUAUAUUUUCAUGGUCACGCCAUUGUUUGCUUAUGUUUGGUGUCUCUAAAUUGAAAACAUUUCAUCCCGGGAAGAUCAGGACGUCUUGACACCAACACAGUCCCGUUGAAACCUCGACUAUGUGGGUCAGCAGUUCCUCAACGGGCCACAUGACACAGCUUACGUGUGCGCAGGGGAGAGCGUGAAUAAUUUCAUGAAAUUUGCACACAGUCACAUUUAAAUGUAGAUUUCAUAGUCUGUCACAGACGGGUGGUUGCUGGGAGAAGAAAUUAUAAUAUCAAACCUCUUCUUUGUUGUUAUUUAAGGCCAAUGUUGCCAGUUUAACCCUGCAAUGUGUAUCUAUGGUCGCCUUUCAUUCUGAUUACCUUGUUGCCGAUAGCAGCCACUGGACUAUGGAAACGGCAUGUUUUGCUCUCUCUCUCUCUCUCUCUCUCUCUCUCUCUCUCUCUCUCUCUCUCCAUAUCUCUAUGUUAAGCCCUUCGGCCCAGAGCCAGCUUCUGUUGCCAUAGCAACAAAUGGGUUAAAAGGUUAUUUUCCUUUAAAGGACAAACCACGGUGGGGAGAAACUGCUCCAAUUACCAGUUACUCUACAAGUUAAACCUGGGUCUAUGCACAGACUGUGUGCGUGUGCGUGUGUGCGUGACUGCUUCGAGGUCAAAUGUUUAACUGUAUGUCAGUCAAUGAAAACAAAAAAAAACAUGUUUCACACAUUUUGGUAUGUUAAUUUAUAUUUCCUUUUUUUAUCCGGGCUCGUCUCGAGGUUUCUCGCUGGGGGAAAGUGUCUCGAUAAAAGAUUUUCAAGCUAUUUUUUUUCCAGGCAGAAUUGCGGAUGAAACUGAGGCCGCGGCACAAACGCAGCCGUAAACUUUCCUCGUUUCAUCCAACUGGGUAAAGGGAAUUUUGGUGGGUUCAAAAAAAGGUUUAUUUAGCUAAGAAUUAGAAAAUAUAUAUAUAUAUGAAUGAAACUAUGUUGCAUACUUUCUAUGCUAUUUUCAUAUGGGGUUCACACUAAUGAUGAGAAUGGAAAGGGAUCUCAAGUGCUUUUUCUAGUGUAACUUAUUUGUUUCAAUUUUGAUUUUUACCACCUGUGUUUUUAGUAAUGAUUCAUGAAGCACUGUAUAUUAAAGUUUUAAAGUAUUCAGCAA